UUACCUGACAGUUAUUACUCGUCCUGCUCGUCCUACCAGCGAACUAUCGACUGAGAUGGGGAUCAGCAAACUGUCAGUGCUCCUGUCAAUUAUCGGUGUCAUGAUGAUCUGGCCGUAUGUACUCACCGAGAGUGCAUCACCCAGAGUGCCGUCUGCAGAUGGUGCUUCUUUGCCUGCAGGCCAGGGAGAAAAGCAACAGCAUGUGGUUAAGCGGUCGAUGCAGAACUGUGAAAGCGCAUAUGACAACUACUGUUUGAACAACGGCCAGUGCAUACUGCUCGUGGACAUCAAUGAACACCACUGCAAGUGUGAGACAGGCUUCAUUGGUUCCAGGUGUGAGAAACUGGAACUUGUUUUGGGGCCAGAAGGUGAAAAGCAAAUAAUUAUCAUCAUUUUCUUCAUGAUUCUGCUGAUUAUUGGAUUGGCUGGAGCUCUGUACCUUUUCUGCAGAUGGUAUGAGAAGAAUAAUUUUCGACGUCAGCUGAAGCUGCAGGGUUACAAAGGAGACGAGAUGGCUUAGAGCAUUUCACGCUCUCUUGCAACAUCCACUGCUGGAAAAGACAAAUCAAGAUUUCUCCCAGUUUUCUAAAUGAAAAUUUCAACAUAUCAAGAACAUCCUGGCAGUUCAGUGGCUAGCUUAGUAAAUUAUUCCUGCCUCCUUUACACUGUACGUCACGUGGCUUUAUCAAGCAGGCAGAUCACCACAAAGAGGUUAUAAUGGUCAGCUUUGUGUGCGGUGGGAUUGUUUUCCAGCUGCACUGGUUCUAAAGUUGCGGCACCUGUUACACUCAGUUUGAAAAGAUGAAUAGUUAGGCACACAAAAACAGUUUCUGUGGGUGACUCCGCCCACACGAUACUGAAAAAUUAAUGGAAAAUAAACAGUUGUGAAGCGGUAACUAUAGUAACUUGUAAUGCAACAAAAAAAAAAAAUGUUGCUCCGAAUUUGCUGAUAACUAGCAGAAUUGAUCAUAAUCAAUAUAAUAAUGUAGUUUCCUCACUUUGGGAUUUCUGUUUUUUGCUAGAAUGCAAGUCUAAUUUUAGAAUAUGAAAGGCUUUUCUGUGGUUCAGUGAGGCUGCGUUAUCUUUUGAAUCAACCCACUCUCAGAUCCUAAAAUAGAACUGGUUAAAGAUGUUUUGUUUGUCUUCCAGUCCUGUCUACUCUGACUUAACAUCCUAAAAAACAGAUUAGGACUGUUUACACUGUGGUUUGAACUUUGCCUUUAAUUUAUGCUUGUGCCUAGCUUUUAGCUUUUAUUAGAUAUCAUUUUUUUGUCUUGCACAAAAUCAAAAUGGCCACUAUUACUAUUAUGAUGAUGUCACUUUAAAUUGGCCAAUGAGUGUAAAGUUUUGAGCUUUAACGCUUGAAACUUUGUGUAGUGUGGAGGUUUCCUCAUUCUUAUAAGUUCAGUUGGCAAUGUUUAUAUACUCUACAACCUCUGUCUGUGUUUGAAGCUACAAAGUAUUUAUUUUUUUUACUUUUACUUGUUUUUUUUUUAUUCUUGUAUCUUUCAAUGUCUUCACUCAUUCUUCAGGUGAUAAGGCUGCAGCGGUGAGGCUUCAAAUUCUUCUCAAGCCUUCCUGCAGUCUUCACAUUUUUCUUACAUGUCAUCAAUAUCUCUCUUUAAUAUAUAUAUAUUGAUAUGUAUUGUUUUUUUUAAUUUAUUUAACUUUUUUUUCCCAAUUUUUUUGUCCUUUACAUUUUAUACACAUGUAAGAAUACUUCUUGCUGUACAGUUUGCAAAAUAAUCUUUCUUGGGCAGUGUUAUCUGGACUUGUACCAGGGGAAACAUUGCUGUGCUGAUGGUGAUGCUGGCUUUUGCACUGCUGCUUCCUUCUGCGGGUUUGCCACAGAAAUGCUUUGCAAAUGGAAACCAGGUGGUAAGAGCCUUGGUUCUUCUGAUAAAACUCUGAGAACGCCAUCUCCAAAAAGCUUUCCUUUGAGUUGUUCUUCAUUUGAGUCUAAUAAAAGACUGACAAAUGACUACAAGUUACGUGUACUGUGUGCAUCCAAACCAUCCCUAUUA
Molecule: messenger RNA, 2024 nt
Organism: Maylandia zebra (zebra mbuna)
Lineage: Eukaryota; Metazoa; Chordata; Actinopteri; Cichliformes; Cichlidae
Product: proepiregulin
Biological process (GO): positive regulation of cell population proliferation; positive regulation of mitotic nuclear division; epidermal growth factor receptor signaling pathway
Molecular function (GO): epidermal growth factor receptor binding; growth factor activity
Source: RefSeq, a predicted model, not a curated record